CCCUUCUCUGCAAAAUUCCUACCGUCUGAUUUCCCUCCGUGAUAAGUAACUUUUAGAUUUCUUUAUAUUACUAUCACAAUGUCUGUUUCAAAACUAAAUCCAUUUCCGUUACACGGCGAUUCGGGAAUGGAGUCAGUCUGAUUCUUAUCUCUCCGGUUGUGCGUGCAGAAAGGGCCCACAAGAAUGUAAUUUCGCUUUUUGCUAAGAAAUAACACGAUAUCUCUUGGUUUUACGGUGCAUGUGCAGUUGUCGCGUAGUGUAAAAGGAAUCAGAGACACGAAGAGACACACCAAAAACCUGUACGCACUAAAUCAAACAAACAAACAAACACUGAACAAUAAUUACAGUAGUGAACAAUCACAACGACAUAAAAUAACAAAACUUUAAAGGAAGAGUUGAAAAAUGUUGCGAUCGAGAGCCCGGAGGAGAGGAGGAGGGAGCUCGCUGGGAGGAGUGCCGUCGUGGCCUCUGUCGCUGGCGCUUCUGUGUGCCUUGGCGUUGCACCAGGCAGUUGCAUUCAAUGUGAACCUUGAAGAUGUUCAGGUCUUGCAACCGCCGAUGCAGACUGGGAUUCACUUCGGCUUUUCUCUCGCUCAUUUCUUCAAUGGGACGGACAGGAGGCCACAGAGUCGAUUUCUUUCGGAUCUCCUGGGUGCUGGAGCUGGCAAGUCCAGCAAAUUCGAAGCCACCAUGGAGAGCAUGUUCUCUUACUUCGGGUACUCGCUGACGGCUGCUGACGUGAACGGCGACGGGUUGGACGACCUGGUGGUGGGGGCGCCCUUGUACCACAACAGCUCGCAUCACGACCAGGGCGCUGUGUUUGUUUACAUGCAGAAGAAUUUCGCUUUUGGAGGCGACGGAGUUACAGGCUCGGAGAUGAAACUUGAAAGCGAUUCUCCGUCUCGAAUGGGCCAAGAAUCCUACGGUCGCUUCGGGAGCUGCGUGGCCUCCGUGGGUGACCUCGACGGCGAUGGAUUCCAAGAUAUAGCUGUCGGCGCCCCGUUCCUGGCCAGCGGCGGGAAAGUGUUCAUUUAUCAGGGAUCGGCCAUUGGACUUGGGAAGACGCCGAGCCAGGUAAUAGACGCAAUGGAGAUGGACUCGUCCGUUCGUCCGCUCAAAGGCUUCGGAUUCGCCAUCGCUCAGAAGAUGCCUGACGAAACGAGAAAAGGCUUUGACGUGGGAAUCGGAGUCUUCAAUUCGGAUAAAGUUUUAGUGUUCAAGACGAAAGAAGUAAUUACGAUGGAAUGGAACGUGACUUUCGCUGACAAAAUGGAUCUUACCAACGCCACCUGCUAUUAUACGGGGUCGGAUAUGGCAGUAGGAAAAUAUCCUUGUGUUAUGAUGAAGACCUGUUUCCUUUAUCAGGUCAUGAACGCCAAGACGAAGACGAAACAGGCUUUGGUUCAACUCCACGUGAUUUUGGAUGAACGAGCCAACCGUGUCUUGGAGGUGGAACUACCUAUUAAAGUACAGUGCAAGGGCGGCGAAGCAGACGAGUGUAUGAGUGAUUUGACGCUGGAUUACGAAUUGAAAGGCUCCUACCAGCUCAAGAGAACGGACACCAUCACCGUGGCGUUCACCGUGGAGAAUCGAGGAGAGGUUGCCUACAACACACGACUCGCGAUCGAGAGCAGAGGCGACCUUAUCAGCAAAGAGAAGGUCGACAGCGCUGACGGGGUCGUGUGCGAAACCAAGCAGAAGCCUCAGAGGGUCGAGUGCGAGGUCGACGUCAUUUUCAAGGCCGGGCAGAAGAAAUUUGACGUCUACUUGACACCCCAAAAGAGCUUCUUCGAUUCCCUCGAAAAACAUCCUGCCUACUUCACGGUCGAAGCCACAGUAGAGACCACUUCCAAACAAGUGAAUCCGGACGCGUCGACGAAGAAUUUCCAGAUUCCUAUCGAAGUUCCGGGAGAUUUAGACCUGACGAAAGAGGAAUCCGACCCUUAUCACGUCAGCUACAACAGUUCCUCGUACUUCAAGAACCCAGGUGCGGCGUCUACGGAGCUCGAACUGGGCGAGGAGGUGAUCCACACGUACAAGCUUUACAACAAGCAUCCCUAUCCCAUAUACAGCACCUCGUUGACCAUUAGUUGGCCGCUGAAGAUGGAGGACCAUUACCUUCUCUACCUGCUGGACAAUCCGAAGAUCGAAGGUGUCAAAGCUUCUUGCAUCUACGAGAACGGGGGAAUCGACGAGUUCAGUCUUUCAAUCGCAAGCAAUGACCUGGCCGAAGGCAAUACCUUCUCUCGGGCACCGGAUUCGGGGGCUGUUACCUAUGCAGCGAGAAAAUCCGAGCCUGGCGUCCAAUACAUGGAAAUAUUCUGUACCCUCGGCGAACUGGACAAGGAAUCGCAGGUCAUAGUUCAACUGAGGUCACGAAUCGUUCAAAACUCGCUGGCAGAGAUAUCGUUUAAAGGAGGCUUAGUCAACUCCUCGGUCGGGGUCCAAGUGAUGCAUCUGCCCCUGAACGCCACGCGGCCCUCGCCAGUGGAGACUUCUGUCAGCACUUCUAUUUCUAGCUUGCCUUCAGGAACGGUUCCGUGGUGGGUGUAUCUGUUGGCUGCCUUGGGAGGUCUCCUUCUCCUCCUCAUCAUCGUCCUGAUACUGUGGAAGUGCGGAUAUUUCAAGAGAAAGCGAGUUGAAACGGCGGACGAAACUGAGGCAGAGAAAGACACGAAGGACAAACAGGAGGACGAAGAGGAUCUCCCGACGACGCCCCAAAGUCCUAUGUUGAAGGAAACCGAAGAGGCCAACGAUGACUUCACCUUCAGUAGACCGAAAUCCACGCAGCCUGUUUAGUCAUGGGCGAAGAGCAAAAAAGAAUAAAAAGAAAUGAAAAGGAAAGAAGGAAAAGAGGAAAAUAAGGAGGCGAUCCAUCGGUGUUCGUGAAAGAUUGGUAUUACGUUAUGUUCAACGAGGUAAUCAUGUAUGGUGUUUCGCAUUGCAAGGAACAUCAUGAUGAUUGAAACGUGUUGAAGUGACCGUUGCAGAAAUAAGAGUGUAGGGAAUAAAAUGAGACUUGAUGCGAUAAGUCUCGCGCUGUUGUCGAAAAAGUGGUUUAAUUAAAAUUGGUUAUUAGGAAGCAGGGGUUCCUAUAACACCUCGCGAACACCAGCUUGUCCUAGGCUUGAGUGGUGAACCUAAUUUCCCCUGGAAGAAACGGACACGCACCCGCACACGCACACGCACACGCACACGCACACGCACACGCACACGCACACGCACACGCACACGCACACGCACACGCACACGCACACGCACACGCACCCACCCACACCCACAC
This is a messenger RNA of Penaeus chinensis, 3283 nucleotides long. Its product is annotated as integrin alpha-8-like. Lineage: Eukaryota; Metazoa; Arthropoda; Malacostraca; Decapoda; Penaeidae. Gene Ontology annotation, molecular function: integrin binding. Gene Ontology annotation, biological process: cell adhesion mediated by integrin; cell-cell adhesion; cell-matrix adhesion. The record is from RefSeq and is a predicted model, not a curated record. The coding region runs from base 403 to 2799 and encodes 798 amino acids. The transcript is spliced from 20 exons. Gene Ontology annotation, cellular component: integrin complex; external side of plasma membrane.